AUGGCAAACAGAACCUUCCAAGGCGAACACGUAGAGUCCAAGUCUAAGGCUGGUAAGGGCACCAUGCCCAUGCUGGCCCAAGACGCCGACUCUGACCCGACAACCAUCGAAAAAGCCGAGAUAGAGUCGGUGCGAGAGAUGUGUUGUUGGCGAAGACGGGGAAUUAUCCUCGUUCUCAACACGGUGACGAUAAUUUCAGCUUUUGAUGGAACGUCUAUCUGUGUCAUCCUCCCUUCCAUGGCUCAUCAGCUCAAUGCCUCAUUCUCGAUGAGCCUGAGCAUGGGCUCAGCCGUCUUGCUCACUUCUUCGAUCUCCCAGCCCAUCUUUGCCGAACUCGCCCAUGUCAUUGGUCGACGACCAGCCUACCUCGCUUCCUUGGUCUUCUUCAUGACUGGAUCCAUGAUCUCGAGUUUUUCCAAUAGUAGUGUGAUGCUUCUUGCUGGUCGCGCCAUCCAAGGUGUUGGUUCUGGAGGACCGCAGGCACUGUCGGGUCUGGUGAUGGCAGACUUAUACUCUGUUCGCAAGCGUUCUGGAUCCAUGGCGUAUCAGCAGGCUUCCUGGGCUUUGGGUACGGUUGCCGGUCCUCUUGUUGGAGGUGCUAUCGUUCAGGGCAAAGGCACUGCUUGGCGUUGGAUCUUUCGGGGAAGUUUGCCUUUUCUUGUGCUGAGUUUCAUCGGAGCUUGGGGUCUUAUGGGAUAUGACAAACACCGGCGCAACUGUCGUGACAUCAAGAACAUUGAUUGGAUUGGUAUCUUGCUCUACAUUAUCUCUUCUGUUUCGUUGGUACUUCCGUUGACUUGGGGUGGCUCUCGUUUCCCUUGGAAGUCAGCAGCGGUCAUUGUACCCUUUGUUAUCUCUUUCUUUGCCUUCAUUGCUCUAAGGCUGUAUGAGAAAAAGGUCGAGAGACCGAUGUUUCGGAGAGGCCUUUUCCGGAAGUGGUCUACCAUCUGCCAUCUUGGCAUGGCGGCGCUGCAUGGUCUUCUCAUGUGGAUGGUGCUGUAUUACCUGGCUGUCUACUUCAUGGGCGUCAAGUCCCAAACUCCUCUCAUGACAGGAGUAUGGGCCUUGCCGGCAACUAUCUCUGUUGCUCCCAUGGCAGCAUUGGUAGGGAUAGUAGCGCAGAAGACAGGAAAGUAUCAGGGGUUCUUGGUCGGCGGCUGGAGUCUUUUGGUCACCAUAUUUGGAGUUCUGACGAUCCUGGACAAAGACUCUUCAACCUCGACCAUCUUGGUGCUGGCCAUGUUUAUGGGUAUCGCCAUGGGCCUCAUCUUCCCGGUCAUGACGAUUGGCGUACAAGCCACAUGCGACGAGGAAGAUGCGGGUCAUGGCAUCAGCAUGAUCUUAGUGCUGCGCACCAUGGGUCAGUGUCUGGGCAUCGCGAUUGGAAUGUCCAUCUUCUCGACUCAGCUCGCCAAGGAGCUGGAGAAGGUGGGUCUGGGCAGCAUAGAUGUCAACAAUGCCAUGCAGCUGAUGAGAGCCGCGAUGGAAAGUGGAGGCUUUGGUCGCACUUUCAUGAACAUGGCUGUGGCAAAGGCGCUCAAGAAGAUUUGGAUGUCAGGGAGUAUCAUGGCCGGUGUAGGUCUAAUCCUUUGUCUCUUUGCAGGGUGUCCUAAGCUACCCAGGGACUCGGAACCCAAGGAGAAGGGCAAGACCAGGGAUGGAGAGCAGGGAGAGGAGAAUUCGGGUCGAGAGAGCGACUUCCGGGAUGCAGUUGCAGGCCGGUUUUGGGCAUGGUUGAAGCCACGGUUGAGAUCAGAGCCUGAAUCUUGA
Fusarium venenatum is the source of this 1770-nucleotide messenger RNA. RefSeq names its product major facilitator superfamily domain-containing protein. Gene Ontology annotation, molecular function: transmembrane transporter activity. NCBI's taxonomy places the organism in Eukaryota, Fungi, Ascomycota, Sordariomycetes, Hypocreales, Nectriaceae. The record is from RefSeq and is a predicted model, not a curated record. Gene Ontology annotation, cellular component: plasma membrane. Gene Ontology annotation, biological process: transmembrane transport.